UCCAUUGAUUUCACAGCUGAUUCAUGUUUGUUUGUUUUUUGUAUUUUUCAUUUGAAUUUUCAGUUUGGUUCCAUGUCAUGUCCAAUUGAGAAUGCGAUCUAAUCAUUUGUUCGAUAAAAUUCCAAAAGGUAUCGAUGCUAUUAUAUUCUGUGAAUUUGAUGUCCAUCUUGGUCCAGUACUCAAACAUCAGUAUCCGGAAAAUUAUGUCACCAAAGAAACAUUUGAAUCAUUGAGCGUUUAUUUAAUACCUAAACCUGAACUUUAUGGAAAAUUGAUUACAAUAACGGCAUAUGGAAUGAAAAUUCUUGGCUAUCCAGUCAGCAUAACCGAUGCCAAAUAUCAACGUAAUCAACUGAUAUUCAAUCUUUGUUUUGUAUUCUCACAUUUUACGAGUACAACACAAUAUGAACCUAUCAUACAUAAAUUAGCCCAUUAUCUUAUCGAUCUGGAAGCUGAAAUGGGUUUCAUUUCGAAAAAAGAUAUCGGUCCAAAACUAUCGAACUAUCUGGUUACAAUUAGAGAUGAUUUAAACGCAUCCGGUAUUUGUACGAUUAAAAUUUCACUGUCAACGACCAUACAUUUAAAAUUGACAAAAGUUCAAACGAAUCCACGUCAAGUGGAAGAUUAUCAUGUACCCAUAUUGAAUUCAAAUCAUUUUAAUACCAAAAAUAUUUGCCAAUGGGAUUUAACUACGCAACAGAUAUAUUAUUACAUUGAUGGUGUGAAUCAUGUUUCAAAGAUUGCAUUCAUGGCCGAUGUUGACAUCAAUCUGGUGAAAGCUUGUAUACAAAAUCUUAUCUAUUAUGGUCUUGUAUCAUUGGUGCCAAUUUUUCUUUAUUCAAAUGUCUAUGUAACUACGCCUAAAAUUCGAUUAUUACUUGAAAAUCCUAUGCUUAGAGAUGAAUGUCUUCGUGAAAUACGUAAAGAUGGUUCCAUUGUUGAACCAUCGUUGAAAAAAAUCCUACAACUUUAUAGUAAUAUGUGUCCAGGAAUGACUGUUAAAGAUUUAUGUCAACGAUUCGUUCCACAUUCGAAUGGUAUUGAUGAACAAAAAUUGGUAAAAUUUGGCAUAAUGAAAGGCAUUAUAAGACGAAUACAGAAAUAUCCUAUCCAAUUGAAUGAACCGAUUGAAGAGGAAUCGGAUCCGUAUGCCAGAGUUAAUUCACCAACGUUAACACAAUCAUUGAUGAUGAAUCGUUCAACAUCUUCACCACAAUCAAAUACAUCUACUGUACAUUAUUCAAAAGAUAUCUAUACAUAUUUCGAUGGUAAACAUUCGUAUGAUCAACUUUGUUGUGAAUUUAAUCGUACAUAUCAGGAAAUUGAAAAUAAAGUGGAAAAAAAUCCGGCAGUAGUUGUAUGUUGGAAAUAAUAUAAAUAAAUAAAGUUCAUAUUUU
This is a messenger RNA of Dermatophagoides farinae (American house dust mite), 1397 nucleotides long. It is a transcript of the gene Nprl2, whose product is annotated as Nitrogen permease regulator-like 2. The record is from RefSeq and is a predicted model, not a curated record. Gene Ontology annotation, molecular function: GTPase activator activity. Gene Ontology annotation, biological process: positive regulation of autophagy; negative regulation of TORC1 signaling; cellular response to amino acid starvation. Lineage: Eukaryota; Metazoa; Arthropoda; Arachnida; Sarcoptiformes; Pyroglyphidae. Gene Ontology annotation, cellular component: vacuolar membrane; GATOR1 complex.